ACAUGAUCAGUUCAGUUUCGUACGUCGAGUUGUCACCAAGUGCUUUGUCCACAACUUUUCGGUGCUCUUUCCAACAUUUAUAUCAAAGUAUUACCGGAGUUUUUUUUGUGUGCAGGAUAUACUAACAAUAGUGUGUCUACAUAUUCAUACUAAUUGAAAUUAAAUCAAACGGGUGUGUGAUCCAAAAAUUAGAUCGAGUAAAAUUUAUCUGAAAAUCUCUCGAAGGAUUUUCACAGGCGAUUCAAAAUCUCAGAGCGCAGGAACACAAAGCAAUAAAAGCCGCACUUAAACGCGAAUUCGCGAGUUUCCUGUAAAAGCUAAAUAAAUCCAACUUUUUUACAAAAUGAGGGAAAUCGUGCACUUGCAAGCCGGUCAAUGUGGCAAUCAAAUCGGUGCUAAGUUUUGGGAGAUCAUCUCGGAAGAGCAUGGAAUCGACAGCAAUGGAAUUUACAAUGGCGACAGCGAUUUACAAUUGGAGCGGGUUAGCGUUUAUUACAAUGAAGCUUCAGCUGUGACGCGUUCCUCUGGCGGCAAAUAUGUGCCCCGUGCCAUUCUUCUCGAUCUCGAGCCAGGUACCAUGGAAUCGGUGCGCUCCGGCCCCUAUGGACAACUUUUCCGUCCAGACAACUUCGUAUUCGGCCAGUCGGGAGCCGGUAAUAAUUGGGCUAAAGGUCAUUACACCGAAGGUGCGGAACUGGUGGAUAAUGUGUUGGAUGUAGUACGUAAAGAAUGCGAGAACUGUGACUGCUUGCAAGGCUUUCAAUUGACGCACUCAUUGGGUGGCGGCACUGGCUCUGGUAUGGGCACGUUACUAAUUUCAAAAAUACGCGAAGAGUAUCCAGAUCGUAUAAUGAAUACCUACUCGGUAGUACCUUCACCCAAGGUAUCUGACACUGUCGUCGAGCCAUAUAAUGCCACUCUCUCCAUACAUCAGUUGGUGGAAAAUACUGAUGAAACUUAUUGCAUUGACAACGAGGCACUCUACGACAUUUGUUUCCGCACAUUGAAGGUAUCGAACCCAAGUUAUGGCGAUCUCAAUCAUCUCGUAUCGCUUACCAUGUCCGGUGUGACCACUUGCUUACGCUUCCCCGGUCAACUGAAUGCCGAUCUUCGUAAAUUAGCUGUGAACAUGGUACCCUUCCCACGUCUGCACUUCUUUAUGCCCGGUUUUGCGCCACUCACUUCGCGGGGUUCUCAACAAUAUCGUGCUCUGACCGUACCCGAGUUGACACAACAAAUGUUUGACGCCAAAAACAUGAUGGCCGCCUGUGAUCCUCGACACGGCCGAUACUUGACUGUCGCUGCCGUUUUCCGCGGUCGUAUGUCCAUGAAAGAGGUUGACGAACAAAUGUUAGCAGUGCAAAAUAAGAAUAGCUCCUACUUUGUUGAAUGGAUACCGAAUAAUGUGAAGACGGCCGUAUGUGAUAUCCCACCCAAGGGAUUGAAGAUGUCCUCAACCUUUAUUGGUAAUACAACCGCCAUACAAGAGCUCUUCAAACGUAUUUCAGAGCAAUUUUCGGCGAUGUUCAGGCGCAAAGCUUUCUUGCAUUGGUACACAGGCGAGGGUAUGGAUGAGAUGGAGUUCACCGAAGCGGAGAGUAAUAUGAACGAUUUGGUGUCCGAAUACCAACAAUACCAGGAGGCUACCGCUGACGAUGAAUUCGAUCAGGAUGUGAAUCAGGAGGAGGUAGAGGGCGAUUGUAUUUAAUGUAGAGACCAGAGGAAUGGGGAGCAUGCGUAAUGUGGCGGGAAGGAGGGGAAUAACAACAUUAACUUUACGAGAACGCUUGUGGCUAUCGGGGAUGCAUUUCGUUUGGCGGGAGAGAUAUGAUAGCUGUGAGAUUCUUUGAGGGACUGAGUUCUGAAGAAAAAUAAUUUUGUACUCUUUUCCGCCGCCCAUACAUCCAAAACAGAAAACGUUACAAUUACAAUACAAAGAGAUAAAAUCAAUUUUAAAUUAGUAUUUUUCACGUACAAGAUAAAUGUUCCAUUUCCAAUCUAGUUUAUUUUAUAACGCGUAUGUAGUGGAAAAUAUUGGCAUGCUUACUUGCAAACAUUCAUAUAUAUAUGUGUGUCUUAAUUAGAAAAAAUUUAUUAGUAACUCCUAUUCGACCAUAUUAUUCAACAAAUAUAGGGCAUGCCUAUCGCAUUUCUCUGCUAGUGGUAUGGAGCUUUUCAUGAAACCAUCGAAAUAUCGUUUACAAUUCAUAUACUCGUAAUCUUUCUACCUAUAAUGCUAUCAAUUUUUGUUUAAGUUUAUCGUUAAAUGCAGAAUUUUACACACCAUUUCAUGCAUUUCAUUCACUUGCCAUCUUUAAUAAGUUUAUAAAUCGAUAUUAACAUUUUCUAUUUUUCUAAACAAAAUUUCAUAUGGAUUUAGGAUUUUAAGUAUUAACCGAAGAGGAAUUCGAAUAUUCUUGUGUAUAUGCUAAUAAAAACUCAUCUUACUAUAGUAUGGAAUCUCCUUAAGGAGUUCCGUUUUAAUUACGUACAUGCAUACCCAUAUAUUAUAUCCUUGCGAGUUAUAAAUCCCUAAAUCGAAAUAAUUUCCGUCGAUGAAUUCAAAUAUCUACUUUUUUUACUAAUGAAUAAUAAAAUAUUCUUUAAAACAAGGACUAAGGACUCAUAUAUGUAAACUCGUAUUCACUAUAUUAAGACUUCACAAGGGCAAUUUACAAAACCUUAAUUCGUUACCAUAGCAAUUAUUAAUUUCUAUAAAACUAUGUUUCGGGGUACUAUACAUUUUCCUAAAUAUAUAUGAAAAAAUAUCCGAAUUUAAUAACUUAAAAAAAAGCAAACAAAGAAUUAUCAAAUACGAAAGAUAUUGUACCAGUUUAACAAACAUAUUCACGAAACAUAACUAAACACGAAAUCCUUAGCAAUAUUUAAGAGUUUUCUCUGAUUUAUAUUAAUUUGUCUGUUCGCAAAAUAAUCAAAAACUUAUUCAAAUAAAUUUAACUAAAUUAUACAUUA
Messenger RNA from Bactrocera oleae (olive fruit fly), 2973 nucleotides. RefSeq names its product beta-Tubulin at 60D (gene betaTub60D). Gene Ontology annotation, biological process: mitotic cell cycle; microtubule cytoskeleton organization. The record is from RefSeq and is a predicted model, not a curated record. Lineage: Eukaryota; Metazoa; Arthropoda; Insecta; Diptera; Tephritidae. Gene Ontology annotation, cellular component: cytoplasm; microtubule. Gene Ontology annotation, molecular function: GTP binding; GTPase activity; structural constituent of cytoskeleton.